AUGCCCAGUAGCAAUACAAUCUCCCAACAGCAGCCUCAACCCGACUAUAUCUACCGUCCCGAGGAUCCAGAACAGUCCGACCGGUUUCGCGCCGCCAGCGAGGCGCCUUCAAACCCUAACCACCUCGCCUCUGGUCUCUCUCGACGCUACCACGCGCUAUCGCACAACAUGGAGCAGAACGAAGUCAAGUCGCUCACCCGGUUGCAGAUCCUUACACCCCUGUCGGUGUUGCUGCAGAUGGGUGUCAUGAUCUUGUGUGGGUCCAAGCUGAUCAAGCCCAACCUUCAGCAGGUGUCGCAUCGUCAUCCCACCUACCUCUCGAUUCAGGACUCGUUUGUCUUGUUCUAUUGGGCCAUCUUAUAUGUGCUUCUAAUCGGAUUCUCAGUGUUCCUACUGAUCAGUCGUACCCCAGAGACCAAGAAGGCGCUUGUUCAUGGUGUCGGUACCCGCUUGGCAUUGGCCAACUACAUGAUGGUCCUCUGGGCUAUCUUUUGGAUUCUUGACCGUCGACUUACUUUCAUCCUCGGCACUGUCACGCUUGGUAUCAUUGCGCUGAUUCUCCUCUUCAACGCUCUCGUCCUGGCAGUGAGGUACGCUCCCUCGGUAAGGCACCCGCUCGACUGGCUCUUCAUCCACGUGCCUAUCAAGAUGUUCCUUGUCGUCACUCUACAGUACGAUCUCUGGCAGCAGCUUUUCAUGGCUCUUGGAUGGGACUUUGGCGCUGGCGGUCACGAUGCUCUCGUCCAGGGCCUCUGGCCCGCAUUUGGCAUCGUCACUGGUCUUGGCGCCUUUUCGGCUCUAUGGAUCUUCGCUACUGCCGACCUCACAUGGACUGUAGCCGGUAUCUAUCUCAACGUCGGAUUGCUCUGGCACAAGCACUUCAGUCUCAUCGGUGGUCGAGACGACGGUGAACCCCGACCUGCUCCCCUCACCGCCGCUAUUAUCUUGAGCAUCUCGCUCCAAGGUGUUGCCUUGCUCGCUGGUAUCGCAUGGAAGAGGAUCAAAGCUAGACAGGAGGGUAGGAUUGCUCUUCCUCUCAGCCCUGAAGAAGAGGCGGCAGUCUACAGAGCUGAAGCAGAGAGGAACGCUCGUGCUGCUGCCUCUGCUCAACCUCCGUCCUCGGGUGCAGGUGCAGGCGUUGACGGUGCUCGGGUUUCGAACGAAGUCGCUCCUGUGCCAAAAAUGGCUGAUGCACAGGUGCAGGCAAAGAAGAAGGUCAAUGACGUUGCGGAUGAAGAAGCCGCUGCUGAGUCCAGUGGCGCUACUAAGGUUACCAGGAAGCUUGGAAGUCCUAGCAAGAAGAAGUAA
Molecule: messenger RNA, 1308 nt
Organism: Ustilago hordei
Lineage: Eukaryota; Fungi; Basidiomycota; Ustilaginomycetes; Ustilaginales; Ustilaginaceae
Exons: 1
Coding region: 1-1308 (435 amino acids)
Source: RefSeq, a predicted model, not a curated record